AUGGGUUGCUCGGCCAGCGUGGUCCUGCUUCUGCGCUCAGUGGGUGAAGCCGAUUGUGGCCACAUGUGCUCACGACAGGAGCAAAUGUCAUUGGAUACAGCCACGCCCAUGUUAGAGGGCUACACGAGCAUCACCUCACCUGUGACCAUCAUUGUCAUGCAGGAGAAGCCGAAGCUGAUCGAUCCUCUCGACUAUGAGGCCGUCAUCGCCGAACUGUGGGACGAGCUGAAGGAAGACCCGCUCAGAGACCUGCUGCUUUUCCCAGAUAAUGAUUUCUCGGUGUCUGCAGUGCCUCAGGAGGGACGGACUCUCAAAUCAACAGUUCCCGAGGGGGCAGAACUACAGACUGAAUGUCUGCUGGUCAGACAGGCCUGUAAGUACUACAACUCUGAGCUAAAUGUAGUCCAAUUCAAGUAUGACGAUUACGCUGGAGACUACCGCCUGCUGCCCAGGAAAAUGUACAAAGCGGAAAAGCUGCCGUCUCAUUCUUUUGAGAUCGACUAUGAGGACAUGGACAAGGAUGAGGACACCACCUCCCUGUCAUCUUCCAAAGGAGGUGGUGGUGGUGGUGGCAGUGGAGGAGGAGGAGGGGGGAUUGGUGUGUUUCGGUCAGGUUGGCUUUAUAAAGGGAACUUUAACAGCACUGUCAACAACAGUAUCACUGUUCGGUCAUUUAAAAGGAGAUAUUUUCAGCUUACCCAGUUGACAGACAACUCCUAUAUCAUGAACUUUUACAAAGAUGAAAAAAUCUCCAAGGAACCGAAAGGGUGCAUCUUCCUUGAUUCCUGCACUGGUGUGGUGCAGAAUAACCGUCUAAGGAAGCAUGCCUUCGAGCUGAAGAUGAACGAGGUUACGUAUUUUGUUCUGGCUGCGGAGAGUGAACAGGACAUGGAGGAGUGGAUCAGCACGCUGACCCGCAUCUUACAGAUCAGUCCCCAUGAUGGACCAGUUCCAGACCGUAAAAGUGUGGACCUCACUGACCAUCGCCAGGAUGUGUUUGACCCGUCGUUGAGUGACACGUGUUUGCAGGAGAAUGAAGCAACGACAGAGAAUGGCAUCAAUCCAGAGUUAGCGAAGUAUAUCUCUGAGACGGAGGAGGGAAUUCGCUCUGCCAGGAGAGAAGAGAGGCUGAAUCUGUUCUCGCUCGACCCCGACACACCUGUGCUGAGGAGUCCACGGGCAGAAUGUAUGCCAGCAGAGAACGUGGCCGUGCGUCCGUUUGAGGAGAAACUGGGCCGAAGGUUUAUGAUAAGCUGCCGAUCCCUGAACCUCUUGUUGCAGGGCUGCGUUACAGAGACCGAAACUGGACCGGUCACUAAUAUUGAGCCUUUUUUUGUAACGGUGUGCCUACUGGAUGUACGUGAAGGACGAAAAGUAUCCGCCGACUUCCAUGUAGACCUUAACCAUGAGGCAGUGCGACAAAUGCUUGGAGUCUGCAGUAACGGGACUUGCGGUCCAGGGACGGGGAUUGGACUGGUCCAAGAGAAUGGCCUGUGCUCCCCUGCUGAGAGAAAGCCAGGAGACUGCCACCUCAGCCUGGAUCUGGAGCGCUGGCUGUGCUUCCCUAAACAAGCCAUCUUCUCAGUGACCAACCCUCACACAGACAUAGUGAUGGUGGCCAGGGUAGAAAAGGUGCUGAUGGGAAAUAUUGCUUGCGGGGCUGAGCCUUAUCUGAAGAAUACAGACUCCAGCAAGACUGUUCACAAGAUUCUGAAAUCCAACAAACAGUUCUGCAGUAAACUGGGAAAGUACCGCAUGCCAUUUGCCUGGUCAGUCAGGUCCGUAUUUAAGGACAACAGUGGUGCAUUGGAUCGGGAAUCCCGUUUCUCACCUCUUUUCAAACAGGAGAGCAACAAGAUUUCCACAGAAGACCUUAUUAAGCUGGUGUCUGAGUACAAGAGGGCUGAGAAGACCAGCAAACUGCAGACUAUUCCCGGAACUCUGGACAUCACUGUUGACUAUGUUCCCAUGGAGCACCCGAACUGCGUGACAUCAUCCUAUGUGCCGCUGAAGCCCUUUGAGGAGCUGAGCAAACACCCGCCCACAGUGGAGGUGGAGGUUGUCCAGGAUACCAUCAAGUUCACUCAGCCAUACCGCGUCUACAAGAACCACGUCUACGUCUACCCCAGACACCUCAAAUAUGACAGCCAGAAGAGCUUUGCCAAGGCCCGUAACCUCGCAGUUUAUGUGGCGUUCUGCAGCUCAGAUGAAGAAGUUACCAAACCGUUAAAGUGCAUCUAUGGCAAGCCAGGAGGUCCAGUAUUCACCACAGCAGCUUGUUCCACAGUCCUUCAUCACUCUCAGAACCCCGACUUCUACGAUGAGGUGAAGAUUGAGCUUCCUACACAGCUUCACGAAAAGCACCAUCUGCUUUUCUCCUUUUACCAUGUCUCCUGUGACAUCAAUGCUAAGACGAACGCCAAGCGGAAAGAGGCCCUGGAGACCCCAGUGGGGUAUUCUUGGUUGCCUCUCCUCAGAGAAGGUCGUCUAACAUCUCAGGAGUUCAACAUUCCCGUCUCCUCUAACCUGCCGUCUGGGUAUUUGGCCAUCAAGGAGGCCAGCAAUGCCAAGAAUGGAGCAGAUGUGAAAUGGGUAGAUGGAGGAAAAGCUAUCUUCAAAGUGUCCACCAAUGUCGUGUCCACAGUAUACACUCAGGACCCCCACCUGAACCGCUUCUUCCAGCAGUGCCAGAAGAGAGAGCUGGAUCUCUCUCCGCCUCCUACCUCCAACUUCCUUAACUGCCUGAAGGGUCUCCUCAGUAUGGAGAGAAUCCCAGUCAUCAUUUGUUUCCUGCCGGUGCUCUUCAACCAGCUAUUCAAGGUUCUGACUCAAAAUGACAACGAUGAGGUCACUACUGCCACCACCAGGGUGCUAGUUCACAUUGUCUCUAAGUGCCAUGAUGAAAACUUGGAUCACUACCUGCAGUCCUACAUAAAGUAUGUGUUCAAGUCAGAGGCUCACGGCUUCAGGACAGUCCAUGAGGAGUUGGCAAAGGGGAUGACCUUUGACCUGAAGAGCAAUGAGCAGACAGCAGUUAGGAACAUCCUGAAGUUCUCCUGGUUCUUCUUUGAGUUGAUUGUCAAAUCCAUGGCUCAACAUUUGGUCGACUGUGACAAGGUGAAGCUUCCUAGGCCUCAGCGUUUCCCCUCUUCCUAUCUGAGCCGAGUGGAGACCCUGGUGGAGACCGUAUCUGAUCACAUCUUCUGGAAGAACAAAGACCUGGCAGACGAGAUACGCAGUGCCAAUUUAGCUGUGGCAGCGUUUGUGAAGCGUUGCUUUACUCUGAUGGACAGAGGUUUCACCUUCAAACUGAUCAGCAACUACAUUAACAUGAUCACGGCUACUGACAGCAAGGUCUUAUGUGAGCUGAAAUUUGACUUUUUGAGGGAGGUGUGUAACCACGAACACUACAUCCCUCUCAGUCUGCCUUUGCCUUCUGCUCGCAUUACCGACCAUACAUCCCCAGAACUCCAAAAUUCUCAUGUGUCUGUGCCUGAGUACAACUUGACUGGAGAGUUCUGCAGGAAGCACUUCUUGACGGGCAUGCUGCUCCGCGAACUGGGUCUGGCGCUGCAGGACGAGCAGGACCUGAGACAUUUAGCCUUAGCCACCUUGAAGACGCUCAUGGCUAAACACUCUCUGGACUCUCGCUAUGCCACCAAGGAGAAACAGGCGAGGAUUGCAUCUCUCUAUUUGCCUCUUUAUGGACUGAUCCUUGACAACAUGCCUCGAUUCUUCCUCAGGGAUCUCUUCCCCAUCUACUUCACUUCUAGUGAUCAAGGCUCUCGUGAUGACCUCAGUGUAGGAGGGGGUGUGGCUGGAGGUGUGAUUUCUGUUACUCGUCAUGGGAACUCUGUGGAUGCCUCCUUUUCUAAAGAGGUGCUCAACUCCAUCACAGCCUUCUCGUCCUUGGCAGUUGCGUCGGGUAACCAGGCGGACUCUCGUGGUUCUCUGAUCAGUGUGGACUCCAAUCCGAGCAACAGUGACAGGAACAGCGAAAAGAUGGAUGGAUGUGAGAAGUUUGCUCGACCACAGUCCCUGAUAGGAUAUGGUUCACGCUGUGAUAAACUGGACCAGGCUGAGACCCGCAGCCUGCUCAUGUGCUUUCUGCAUAUUAUGAAAACCAUUUCUGAGGAUGUGCUGGUGUCCUACUGGAACAGAGCCAUUCAUCAGGAGAUCUCAGACUUCUUCAACAUCCUGGAACUUUGUCUUCAGCACUUCAGGUUUCUGGGAAAACGCCACAUAGCCAGGAAGCUGGCAGCCGCAGUAAAGCUGGCCCAGUCCACCCAGGCUAACGGCACCUUGAAGGGUUCCAACCAGAACCCCCACCCCUCCCAGUCCUCCACACCGUCCAGCCUCCUCCCACAGUGGAUGGCGUCAUCUGGAGGAGAAGGUCACCGACACGCCCGUUCCCAAACCAUGCCCAUCAUCAGGGGCAAGAACGCCCUCACCAACCCCAAGCUGCUGCAGAUGAUGGAGACGGAUGCAAAUGUUCAGGAUGGAGACGCACUGACGCCGACAAAUAUCGAAGCGAACCUGUCGACGGAGGUCGCCCUCACUGUGCUCGAUGUGCUGGAGCUGUUUGUGCACCAUCACAAGAAGCAGCUGUUGAUGGAUGAUGGACAGAACCCUUUGAUGAAGAAGGUGCUGGACACCUACUUGCUCUUCUUUCAGAUCAAUCAGUCAACGGCAACCCUACGUCACAUCUUCGCCGCACUCAGGCUCUUUGUACAAAAGUUCCCAAGCGCAUUCUUCCAGGGAACAGCAGACCUGUGUGGGUAUCUGUGCUCCGAGAUUCUCAAAUGCUGUAACCAUCGCUCCAGCUCCACGCAGACCGAGGCCGCUGCCCUGCUCUAUUUUUUCAUGAGAAAAAACUUUGAGUUUACGAAGGGAAAAUCUAUCGUCCGCUCGCACCUGCAGGUUAUCAAGGCAGUGAGUCAGCUGAUAGCCGAUGCCGGCAUCGGAGGCUCACGAUUUCAACAGUCCCUGGCCAUCAUCAAUAACUUUGCCAAUGGAGAUGCACCACUUAAGAACACUCCAUUCCCAGCAGAGGUGAAGGACCUGACUAAGCGGAUCAGGACGGUUCUGAUGGCCACAGCUCAAAUGAAGGAGCACGAGAAGGAUCCAGAGAUGCUGGUGGAUCUUCAGUACAGUCUGGCCAAUUCUUACGCCAGCACCCCUGAGCUUCGUCGCACCUGGCUGGAGAGCAUGGUGAAGGUCCACGUUCGCAAUGGCGAUCUCUCUGAGGCCGCCAUGUGUUACAUCCACAUCUCAGCGUUGAUUGCUGAAUCGCUGAAGAGGAGAGGCUAUUGGAGAGCUGACAAGGCCAGGAUGUCCACUGUGUCCACUGUGUCUUCAGAGGAAAGCCCUGUCUUUAACUGUAACUCCUUACUAACUACCUCCCGAGAUCAAGACACAUCGUUCUCUAUGGGCUGGGCGGCGUUUAUGUGCAUCAGUCCUAAUGUAAAGGAGGAGGGUGCCAUGAAGGAAGAUACGGGCACACAAGAUACACCAUAUACUGAGGACACUCUGGUGGAGCAGCUGGAGCUGUGUGUGGAUUAUCUGUGGAAAUCUGAGCGAUACGAGCUCAUCGCCGACAUCAACAAGCCCGUCAUUGCUGUCUUUGAAAAGAGGCGGGAUUUUAAGAGGCUCUCAGAGCUGUACUACGACAUCCAUCGGUCUUACCUGAAGGUGACUGAGGUGGUGAACUCAGAAAAGCGGCUGUUUGGUCGAUACUACCGCGUAGCUUUCUAUGGGCAGGGAUUCUUCGAGGAGGAGGAGAGCAAGGAAUUCAUCUAUAAAGAACCAAAGCUGACUGGGCUGUCGGAAAUCUCCCAGAGAUUACUCAAACUCUACUCAGACAAGUUUGGAGCUGAUAAUGUCAAGAUGAUUCAGGACUCCAACAAGGUGAAUCCCAAAGACCUGGACCCCAAAUAUGCCUACAUCCAGGUGACCUACGUGCUGCCCUACUUUGAUGAAAAGGAAAAACAGGACAAAAGAACAGAUUUUGAGCGACAUCACAACAUCAACCGAUUUGUGUUUGAGACACCUUUCACUCUGUUGGGGAAGAAACACGGAGACGUGGAGGAGCAGUGCAAAAGACGCACUAUUUUGACCACGAGUUCCAGUUUUCCGUACUUAAAGAAACGUAUCCAGGUGGUGGAGCAGCACAGCACCGAAAUGAACCCCAUCGAGGUUGCCAUCGAUGAGAUGUCCCGCAAGGUCUCUGAGCUCAAUCAGCUCUGCAACAUGGACGAGGUGGACAUGAUACGGCUGCAGCUCAAACUGCAGGGCAGUGUCAGCGUCAAGGUAAAUGCUGGUCCCAUGGCCUAUGCCAGAGCAUUUUUAGAAGAGAAGAAUGCCAAGAAAUAUCCAGACAACCAAGUCAAAUUGCUGAAGGAGAUCUUCAGGCAGUUUGCAGAAGCCUGCGGUCAGGCUUUAGAUGUUAAUGAGCGUCUGAUCAAGGAGGACCAGCUGGAGUACCAAGAGGAGAUGAGAGCUCAUUACAGGGACAUGCUGACUGAGCUGUCCGGUAUCAUGAACGAACAGAUUCCUCACACGAGACAACCAGGAACAGAACGGCACAGCACCUACUGACGGGCCAGACUCCCGGGGAAUUCUUGAUGUCGGGAAUGCCAUAUUUCCCCACAAAUCUCUGCCGAUUGUCAAUAUGAGGAAUAGAUUUUGCUGCAGCAGGAAGCAGUGGGGGCGAGUGAACCUGUGAGUGAAGGGAGGAAGCGUGUUGUAGACUGUGGUCGUGUUAGUCUAUAGUCCCAUCGUUAAAUGUUGACUAGGUUGCUGGACUUGUUAGCUACUGGGAUUUUUUUUUUUUUUUAGGAUUUUGGAUCCCGCUGCCGACAUCUUACAGACACACUGCAAUGUACAGACACGUGUGCACACACGUGCACGCCUUCUCUCCACAACCCUCGCCCUUUAGAGAGCGGCGACCUUAGUGAGCUCGAGGUGCGUUCACAAACUCUAUGGUGCAUUUUGACAUGUUUUUACAAGGUUUUUUUUUUUUAAAUAAACAAAAUUUAUUGUACAUUUCCCUACAAGUCUUGAAAGAUGUGACAAAAAAAAAAAAGACUUUGAAAUGUUUGAAUUUCUGACCCAAGAAUCUGACUGUUGAACGCGCCUCUAAGUCCAUGUUUGAAUGUAGGGCAGCUCCGAAUUGCUACUUUUUAUCCUCGCUAACAUUCUGUCACUUUUCAAAAGGGAAAAAAAGAAAAAAAGAUGUUUUUGUAACAUUUUUAUAAUUGAAACUGGUUGUUACUGUUCUUAUUUCCAGUACUGUUUGGAAGUGUAAAUAAGAAGUAUUAAUAUUUAAAAUGUUUGAAAUGUUUUUUAUAAAGUAUACAAUAUAUACAUAUUUGUUUAGCUGAAUUUAAAAAGAAAAACAAAAC
Messenger RNA from Thalassophryne amazonica, 7403 nucleotides. RefSeq names its product dedicator of cytokinesis 10 (gene dock10). Lineage: Eukaryota; Metazoa; Chordata; Actinopteri; Batrachoidiformes; Batrachoididae. The record is from RefSeq and is a predicted model, not a curated record. Gene Ontology annotation, biological process: regulation of cell migration; positive regulation of GTPase activity; dendritic spine morphogenesis. Gene Ontology annotation, molecular function: guanyl-nucleotide exchange factor activity.